UUUGGAUCGUCAUGAGCGCAGGUCGCAUAGAAUCGCUCUCUCCUUAGUACGCUACACAACCUUUAAACUUCUGCCCCAACGUACUUGAGGAUUACUUUUAUUUCGCCCCAACAACUAUUUUUAUUUUGACAUUUUCAUUUAACGUCGAAUCGUCCUCCUUUGAGUGAUUUCUACAUUUGCUAGUGAUUUCGACGAACUCUCGAAAAGAAAAGACGUUUCCACAAUGCUCGUUUACCCUCACAGCCCGAUAGACUCGAUGGCUCAGUUGGUGCCUUGCAGCGCUGCCUACCCGCAGCCUCUGAUGCAGCAGCCGAAUUCCGCCGCCAUCCAGGCAUCGUCGACGUUGGCGGAUUUUAAUCAACACCACCAACAACAACACAACGGUGGUGGGCAAAACUUCCUGGAAGUGCCUUACACUGGCGGACAGACUGUGCCUUCGUCGCCCACCUUCUCUACGUGGAACUAUUCACCGCCGUCGUAUUGGUCCGAUUACAACCGAUCACCGCCAAUGGUCAUCAAAAGCGAACCACUUGGAUGCAAUAACUCGCAAACAGACGAAAUUGUAGCUGCAUCAUCGUUGGAAGAAUUGCUGGACGAUUACACGUUUGAUUACUACAGCGACAUAAAAGAUUUGGAAGAAAAUAACAAUAGCAGCAGCAGUAAGCCUAUCACGAUUAAGCAGGAAGAGCAGGCCAGCAGCCAAGGUCACGCCCUGUUGCGCCAGUGCCUACGCCCGGCCGCCGACGAUUACCAGCAACGCUGCCAUUUGCAAUUCCUCAAUCAGAUCGGAUCGGCCAUCGCUGCUCUUCCUCCAGCUCAACAUCAGCUUCAGGAGAUGAGCAUAAAAACGGAAAAGCCUUCCAAUGCUGCCUAUUGGCCAAACGGCAAUCCUAACAGUGCUCAGGGAUUGGCAUCAGUUCUCAGUCUGGUCAUGGAACAGGUCAACGAGGAAGUACGCUCCACCUGCGAGAUCCUUGGUGUUUCUCCCAAUCCGAGCCAGUGGUCAGCUGAUGAUGUUCGAGCUUGGCUUUUGUGGACGUCUCGCCAGUGCGCCUUGGGCCCAAUUCCGCUGGAACGAUUCCACAUGGAAGGGGCCGUUUUGGUGGCUUUGACGGAGGAGGAAUUCCGUACCAGAGCGCCUCAAGGUGGCGAUACUCUGUACGCUAAACUGGACAUUUGGCGCUCGGCUUGGAACCAGCGCUCUGCAGCGGCGGCUGCAGCAUCUAAAGCUGCAAAUGUUUCCACCGCGCCCAUGGUACCGACCAUCCAAGUAGAUGAACCUUGUGCGGAUAUGAGCGACCUGCUGGCUUGCUGGAUCAACACCACGCAGGAUCUCCAACAACCGCAACAAUGUUCUUCCAACAGUAUGCUGUCAGCUGGACAACACCUGCUGGCUGUACCCAGCCCAGCAUCAACCUCAUCUCAGCGUGGCGCACUUUCUCCUUAUUCGGAUCACACACAUUCCGGCUCGGAAGAUAUGGCCUCUGAAAUGGAAGAAUUGGAAGAUGAGGAAGAAGAUGAGGAACGGGCAGGGUCUUCAGCAUCGUCGAGAACGGGUCAAGCAACAACGGCGCCAUCUCCCAACGGCUCGCACAUUCACCUGUGGCAAUUCCUGAAAGAACUGCUCUCGCAGCCGGCCGUCCACGGUUCGGCCAUCCGCUGGCUGGACCGGCAGAGGGGCGUUUUUAAGAUUGAGGACAGCGUUCGGGUCGCCAAAUUGUGGGGGAAGCGCAAAAACAGGCCGGCCAUGAAUUACGACAAGCUCAGCCGCUCCAUCCGCCAAUACUAUCGUAAAGGCAUUAUGAAAAAGACGGAGCGGUCGCAGAGACUUGUCUACCAAUUCUGCCAGCCCUACGCUCUGUAAUCACACUAUCCAUGACGAGAAACAACCAGAUGUGUAUAUAUAUAUAUGUAUAUUAUUUUUUUUAAAGAUUUAAUUUCAUUUUUCCCAGUUAUUAUCCGCAUCUUUAACUGUAGUUAAAGUAUUUAAGCGGUUUUACAAACUUUCGUUAUCGUUUUAUUUGUUAUGUUUAUGUAUAUGUACAAGGUCUGGUUGUCGUCUGGUUUCUCUUUGAUACUCGAAGAGGAAAUGUGUUAUUUGUUCUAAAUUGCAAGAGAUCUAUUGACCCCACUCAUGUUUUGAACCCGUUCGUUUUGUCCACAUGGAAGGUAAUUUCCAUGUCGUUUGCCCGUGUCGCCGAAUUCCUUUUUAUCAAAUGUGUUUCUGUCUUGUUUGUCAUUCCUCUCCAUUGUUGUUUUUUUCCCGUUUUUUUUUAUUGUUGCCCGGUUACUGACCGUCGAUUCACCAAUUCUAUUCCCGUCAUCAGUUCGUUACCAUCCUGUAACUCGCCUCUUUCGCAUCCGUUUUUUUUUAAACGGGUAAUCCUUUGUUAGCGCUGGUGUUUACUUCCAUCAGCAGCUCGGGGUUAUUGUAUGCGGCAAGAAUGUGAAGUUUGUGGAGAGAAUUGAUUUGAUCGAGACAUGACAUUGGAAUCGAUUAGUUUCAGAAUGGGCGAUUUUUCUGUGUCCCAUAUAUCUAUGAUAUAUUGCGUUCGGUAAGUUCCAUGAACAACCGCAUUCACUUGUAUUAUGUGUUGCCCUCACAAAGUUGACCCAUUAUCUCCAAGUGUCUUAAUUGAUUUUUCCCGACUUGAAAUCAUCUCUUUAUCUUGUGUCAAGACUGCAGUUAGCAAUCUUGUUUAUCUAUCACGUGUCUUUACAAAAUUUAGUGUCUUAUCUUAUACCUCUUGAUGGUAAUCCCCCCUCAGUACGAGCGUGAAUAUUUUCUUAUCACGUUCAUUUUGUUGUUUAAAUUUUUCUUGUUUGUAUGGCGAUUGGAAUCGGGGGAGUGGAGCUGGAAACUUUAUUUCACCGUAUUGUGUUUUUGUUUUAAGUCUAGAACCUGGUGAUGGUGCCUUGAUUUUAUUGUUUGGUCUUACCAUUUUCUUCGAAGAAAAUUCGUAAAUCCUGUAUCGCGUAUCAGAAAACUAUCACACAAUAAAUCAUAUGAUAUAUUA
Messenger RNA from Daphnia carinata, 3017 nucleotides. Its product is annotated as DNA-binding protein D-ETS-4-like. NCBI's taxonomy places the organism in Eukaryota, Metazoa, Arthropoda, Branchiopoda, Diplostraca, Daphniidae. The transcript is spliced from 4 exons. Gene Ontology annotation, molecular function: DNA-binding transcription factor activity, RNA polymerase II-specific; sequence-specific DNA binding. Gene Ontology annotation, biological process: regulation of transcription by RNA polymerase II; cell differentiation. Gene Ontology annotation, cellular component: nucleus. The coding region runs from base 224 to 1864 and encodes 546 amino acids. The record is from RefSeq and is a predicted model, not a curated record.